This is a messenger RNA of Camellia sinensis, 1276 nucleotides long. Its product is annotated as 5-formyltetrahydrofolate cyclo-ligase, mitochondrial. The record is from RefSeq and is a predicted model, not a curated record. Lineage: Eukaryota; Viridiplantae; Streptophyta; Magnoliopsida; Ericales; Theaceae. Gene Ontology annotation, molecular function: 5-formyltetrahydrofolate cyclo-ligase activity. Gene Ontology annotation, biological process: tetrahydrofolate interconversion; folic acid-containing compound biosynthetic process. Gene Ontology annotation, cellular component: mitochondrion.
AAUAAUGGGCUAUGUAUGAUUCAUAAUACAUAUGCUAGCAAUCCUCAAAGGAAAACAUCUGAAGGUUACUGUAGAAUGAGCUCAGCUAGGAGGCUGCUAAUCAGAGAGGCGAAGGAAGCGCUAAUGAACCAAACGCGCACGAUAACAUCACCCAACGCAUAUUCAACCUUCCUGCCAUUGCGUUCAGCUAUUGUACGCCCUGCGCCAAGCCCUCGCCGAUCCAUUGUCACGAUGAACAAAGACGACGACCCUAACCAACUGGAAGCAAUCGUUCAGCAAAAGCAAGCACUUCGAUCCAAAAUGCGUAAAGCGCUUAAGAGCAUGGACCCAAUUCAGAGAUCUCAAGAAGAUAAUGCAAUACAGAAUUUUGUUUUAGAAGCUCCAUGGUUCAAAUCAAGUAAAAAAUUAUGUGCUUAUGUAAGCUGUGCUGCUUUACGAGAAGUUGAUACAUCCAAAAUUGUGUCAGAGAUCUUAUGCAAUGCAGCUGAAGAGGGUUGUGCACAGAUCCGGAAAAAUCUUUAUCUUCCACGCAUUGAGGAUCGGAAUAGCAACAUGAGAAUGCUCAAGAUUUCAAGUUUAACUGAUCUUAUCGCAAACUCAAUGAACAUUUUGGAACCAUCUCCAGUGGAUUGUGAUGGAAAUCAACGCGAAGAUGUUAUGCAGGCAAGUGAGCCCGUUGACUUGUUCGUCCUACCUGGCCUUGCAUUUGACAGAUUGGGAAGACGUUUGGGACGUAGUGGUGGUUACUAUGAUAUGUUCCUGAAGAAAUACAAAGAGCUUGCUAGCAAGAGGAACUGGAAGCAGCCCCUUCUUGUUGCACUUUCAUACUCUUUACAGAUUGUGGAUGAGGGAGCUAUCGCUAUUACACAUAAUGAUGUUCCCGUGGAUGCAAUAGUGUCUCCGGCUGGGUUCAUUCCAACAAGCCCUGCCGCCAUGAAGAUGUCUGAUUGACAAGUCUCCAUUUUUACAGAGAUUCACCAUGAAAUUUCAUCGCACUGUCUUACCAAAGCUGUUACCUUGAUACACUGAAGCAUUGUGUAUUAUCAAUCCGACUGCACAUUUUGGUGCUUCCAUUGGCUUCUGCCUAGAGCCAAUGCCCUUUAGUAAUUCUGUGAUGUUAUUAAUCUGGGUGAGGUGAGGAUGCAAACCAAUUUGAAUUAGGCUUGUCUUCAUCCUUGUGCUCAAUAUUUGUAUGGUUGUGGCUGAAACCGAGGCUGUGAAUCUUCUUAAUACAAUUGAAUUUAUUUUAAUUUUAACUGGUAAUCUGAUUCGUUAA